AUGGAGAAACAAUCAAACAAGCCUCACAGGCCAUCGAAGGAGAAGAAGAAACCUCAAAGAGGAGAGAAAAAUGUCAAAGCCUUCGCCGUCGCCAAUCCUGGCCGCCUCGCGAAGCAGGCGGUUCGGUCAAGCGACAUCAAUGAAAAGCGACUGCAUGUUCCUCAAGUCGACCGAAUCCCAGAAGAAGCACCGCCGAUUGUCGUCGCAGUUGUCGGUCCUCCUGGCGUUGGCAAGACCACUCUCAUUAAAAGCAUAAUCAAAAGAUACUCCAAGCAGACUUUGUCGCACCCUACCGGCCCUCUGACAGUCGUAACCUCGAAAAGACGGCGACUUACCUUCCUCGAAUGUCCCUCCGACUCUCUCGCUGCUAUGAUCGAUGUUGCAAAAAUUGCUGACAUUGUCCUCCUCAUGAUUGACGGCAAUUACGGUUUUGAGAUGGAGACCAUGGAAUUCCUGAACGCUCUGAGCGUUUCUGGUAUGCCAGGAAAUGUCUUUGGCAUCCUGACACACUUAGAUUUGUUUAAAAAGCAGAGUACAUUGCGGAUGGCAAAGAAGAGAUUGAAACACAGAUUUUGGUCGGAACUCUACCAAGGCGCAAAACUAUUCUACUUGUCCGGCGUUAUUAAUGGGCGGUAUCCCGAUCGAGAAAUACACAAUCUAUCAAGAUUCCUGUCAGUCAUGAAGAAUCCUCGACCGCUGAUCUGGAGAAAUAGCCACCCCUACUGUUUGGCAGAUCGGCUACUGGAUGUGACCCCCCCAACACAGAUCGAAGAGAAUGAGAAAUGUGACAGACAAGUUGCGUUAUAUGGCUACCUUCGAGGCACCAAUUUUCCAGCAGAAGGAGCAAGAGUGCAUGUUCCCGGUGUAGGGGACUUAUCGGUCAGAGAAAUUGAGGCGCUGCCGGAUCCAUGUCCCGCCCCAUUCCUCGACCAGGCCAUGGCCAAGGCAAGCGGAAAGGCGUCCAGAAGAAAACUGGGCGAGAAGCAGAAAGUCCUUUUCGCCCCCAUGUCAGAUGUUGGCGGUGUCCUGGUAGACAAGGAUGCCGUCUACAUAAAUGUAAAGACGAACACCUUCGAUCGAGAUGCAGAUGACGGUGAAGAGAGGGGUCUAGGAGAGCAGCUGAUGAUGAGUCUCCAAGGGGAACGUAGACUGCUUGGUGAGGUUGACGGUGGUGUCCGGCUCUUCCAGGGUGGGCGGCAACUCAGCGAAGGUGAUAACAAUGACAACGACACGGGCCGUACCACGAAGAGAGGAAUCCGAUCAUUUGGUCAAGAUAGCCCUCAUGAUGGUGUCGACCAAGAAGAAGACGUGGACGAGGGCUUUGUGAGUGGAGAGAGUAACGAUGAGCUGAGUGACGACGAACAAGUAAUCGAUUUCCCUGAGCACACAGGCCGCCCUGGCAUUGUUGAGGAGGAAGAGCUAGAUGAGGAACAAGGCGCAGGCGAACUCGAGUUUGCCGACAGUGACUCUGAUCUAGGUUCCAUCUCUGGUGACAACCAGAAUGACCAAGAUUUUACUGACGAGGAUUCGGAGUUCGACGAAAGCGAGGAUGAUGGCGGUCUCCGGUGGAAAGAGAAUUUGUCUGAACACGCUCGAAAGUCACAUUCAACCUCAGUAGCGUUCCGCGCUGCCGAUCUGUCUCGAUUGAUGUAUGACCUGACUUUGACCCCUGCAGAAGCCAUUGCAAAAUGGCGCGGAGAGCAGAGCCAUCAAACCAACACUGAACACGACGAGGUCGACGACGAAGACAAUUUUUUCAACAAAGCCAAGACUGAACAGGAGGAAGAACUACAAGAUCGACAAACCCCCCGAUAUGUCUAUGAAGACCUAGCACAAAAAUGGGAGGAUGAGGAUAACGUUCAGUCCAUCAAGUCCCGGUUCACGAGAAAGUCUCUCGCCACAGGAGCUAAUGCAGACUCUGAUGAGGACGAGUACGGUGGUUUCGACGAAGACGCCGGGGACGACUCUGACGAAGGCGACGGCGAAUUUGAAGACUUGGAAGCAGCACCCGAGCAGGAUUCGGAGGCUCAGACAGAAUUAACGUUAGAAGAAGAGCGCAUCAAGAACGCCAAAAGGAAGGAAGAACUUAAACUUCGAUUUGAGGAAGAAGAUCGAGAAGGCUUUGCAAACGGCAAAAGUGAAGUCAAGGCUACCGAGCAAGAGUUUGGAGAAGACGAAUGGUACGAUGCUCAGAAAGCCAUGCUCCAGAAACAACUCGACAUCAAUCGAGCUGAGUUUGACAGUCUGGAUCCAGUAGCCCGAGCACGAGCGGAAGGAUUCAAGGCUGGCACAUACGCGCGAAUUGUGUUGGACAAAGUCCCCUACGAAUUUGUCCGCUCUUUUAAUCCCAAGCUUCCCGUCAUCAUCGGAGGAUUGGCUCCCACUGAAGACCGGUUUGGCUUUGUUCAGGUCCGCAUCAAGCGACAUCGAUGGCACAAGAAGAUUCUCAAAACCAACGAUCCUCUCAUCUUUUCGUUGGGCUGGAGGAGAUUUCAGACACUGCCGAUUUAUUCGAUCUCCGAUUCACGAACACGAAACCGAAUGCUCAAAUACACCCCGGAACAUAUGCAUUGCUUUGGUACAUUCUAUGGUCCGCUGGUAGCGCCAAACACUGGAUUCUGUUGUGUUCAGUCCUUUUCCAACGCCAACCCUGGGUUCCGAAUUGCCGCCACGGGAGUUGUCCUGAACGUGGAUGAAACCACGGAAAUAGUCAAGAAGCUCAAACUCACAGGGUACCCUUACAAAAUCUUCCGCAACACUGCGUUCAUACGCAACAUGUUCAAUUCAUCAUUGGAAAUUGCUAAAUUCGAAGGAGCGAGUAUACGAACCGUCUCCGGAAUUCGUGGGCAGAUCAAGAGAGCUCUUAGCAAACCUGAAGGGCAUUUCCGAGCCACAUUCGAGGACAAAAUCCUCAUGUCAGACAUCGUCUUUCUGCGAGCCUGGUAUCCAGUCAAGCCUCACAGGUUUUACAAUCCUGUUACCAAUCUACUGGAUGCGCCUCCCAGCGGACCCGCAAAUACCGACGGAGAGGGUCAACGAGUCGAUGAUGGCUCGGAGGGAUGGCAGGCCAUGCGACUGACGGGAGCCGUGAGAGCAUCGAUGGGCAUCCCUACACCCCUGCUCAAGGAUUCGGCUUACACCAAGAUCGAACGACCGAACCGACAUUUCAACCCCCUCCGAGUCCCUCGUGCCUUGGCGGCAGAACUCCCAUUCAAAUCACAAAUUACUCGACAAAAAGCAAGAAAAGCACCCACGUACCUCCAGAAGCGGGCGGUGGUGAUGGGUGGCGAGGAGAAGAAAGCCCGAGAUCUAAUGCAGAAAUUACAGACUAUGAGGAACGAGAAGGCAGAAAAGCGAGCCAAGAAGCAAGAAGAGAGGCGAGCCGUGUACCGCAAGAAGGUUGCCGAGAACAUGGAGAAGAAGGAGGAACGAGAAAAGAGAGAGCGAGACGAGUUCUGGCGCAAAGAAGGUCGGAAACGAAAGCAUGCAGAGGCGGGCGGUGGUGGUGGAGGAGGACGAGGGAAGCGGUCGAAGCGAUAA
Messenger RNA from Exophiala spinifera, 3540 nucleotides. RefSeq lists its product as uncharacterized. Gene Ontology annotation, biological process: endonucleolytic cleavage of tricistronic rRNA transcript (SSU-rRNA, 5.8S rRNA, LSU-rRNA); maturation of SSU-rRNA from tricistronic rRNA transcript (SSU-rRNA, 5.8S rRNA, LSU-rRNA); ribosome biogenesis. The transcript has a single exon. The record is from RefSeq and is a predicted model, not a curated record. Gene Ontology annotation, molecular function: U3 snoRNA binding; GTP binding; GTPase activity. Gene Ontology annotation, cellular component: nucleus; 90S preribosome. NCBI's taxonomy places the organism in Eukaryota, Fungi, Ascomycota, Eurotiomycetes, Chaetothyriales, Herpotrichiellaceae. The coding region runs from base 1 to 3540 and encodes 1179 amino acids.